Molecule: messenger RNA, 739 nt
Organism: Oppiella nova
Lineage: Eukaryota; Metazoa; Arthropoda; Arachnida; Sarcoptiformes; Oppiidae
Source: the annotation of a GenBank genome assembly
AUUGGAUGCAGUGUUUUGUACGCCAAUUGCAUAUCAGCGGCCAAACCGUACACUUGUUUCAGUCGUUUGAGUGUUUGAAAAAUCAUUUUCAAAUCACUUGUGAAGGCAUUUGUCUGUUCAACGUAUUACGAGUUCAUUACACUUCACACCAUAAUCGGUUUUAAUUGUAAUAUAGCCGUCAAAUUGUUUGAGCCGGUACACUACCACUUACACAAUGCGCGAGAUUGUGCACAUCCAGGCCGGUCAGUGCGGUAACCAAAUCGGCUCCCAGUUUUGGGAAGUGAUUAGCGAAGAGCAUGGCAUCGAUGUGACAGGUCAUUAUGUCGGCAAUAAUAUCCAGCAGUUGGAGAGGAUUAACGUCUACUACAACGAGUCGUCGUCCAACACAUACGUGCCGCGGGCCAUACUCCUGGACCUGGAGCCGGGCACUAUGGACGCCGUGAGGAGCAGUCAGUUCGGACGCCUCUUCCGUCCGGACAACUUCGUGUUCGGCCAGUCGGGCGCCGGUAACAACUGGGCGAAGGGUCACUACACGGAAGGUGCCGAACUGGUGGAUAGCGUCAUGGAUGUGGUGCGCAAGGAGGCCGAGGGCUGCGACUGCAUCCAGGGCUUCCAGUUGUGUCACUCCCUGGGCGGCGGCACCGGCUCCGGGAUGGGAACGCUCCUCAUCUCGAAGAUUCGCGAGGAAUAUCCCGACCGUAUUAUGAGUACAUUCAGUGUUAUGCCGUCUCCUAAGGUA